Molecule: messenger RNA, 1992 nt
Organism: Penaeus monodon (black tiger shrimp)
Lineage: Eukaryota; Metazoa; Arthropoda; Malacostraca; Decapoda; Penaeidae
Product: protein glass-like
Exons: 6
Coding region: 81-1241 (386 amino acids)
Biological process (GO): regulation of transcription by RNA polymerase II
Cellular component (GO): nucleus
Molecular function (GO): DNA-binding transcription factor activity, RNA polymerase II-specific; RNA polymerase II cis-regulatory region sequence-specific DNA binding
Source: RefSeq, a predicted model, not a curated record
CCACCGCCCUCAGCGCUCAGGGCUCGCUCAGCUUCGGGGCGGCGACGCUGGGGAGCAACUCGGGGGCUUUCGGGACCAGUAUGGGCUCCCUAGGGGGGCCUCUGCCGUCCAUGGGGUCUUCGGGAUACUCUAGUCCUAUAAGCAGUUCCUUAGGCGGAUCCCUCGGGGGUCCUCUCCUGCCGCCGCCUCCGUCGAUGUCUCCUUUCUCGUACCAGCAAGGCCAGACGUUACCGAGUAUGAUGGGCGGCAUGAGCGCGGGCGGCUGCUACACGUCCGGCGGCUACCAGGACGCCACCUACGCCUCGUCAGCGCCCCCGCACAUGUUCCCCGCCAUGAGUGUGAAUGUGUCCAUGAACAUGACCAUGGGCGUGUCCAAUGUGAACAUGGGGUACUCGCCCGACCCGUCGCUCCAGCACCAGUGGCCGGCGAGUUGCGCGAGUCAGCAGGUGACCUCCGUGUCCCCGAUCAGCGGCAUGGGAUACCCACAGCCCUCGGCUCCGGGUAUAGUUAGCCCUCUACCCGUACCAUAUAGUGGGUCUUGCAGCCAAGGUUACAGCGUGGGUUCUUACUCGUGGGCGGGUGACCUUCGCUCCGAGCACCCGCCCAUGCCGAGUCUGGACCGUGACCUCUGUCUCAGGUCACCGCCGCUGCGACCUCGCCCGGGAUCGCCUGGUGCGCCAUACCCCAACUCCACACCACCCGGCGGCCAACUCUCCCCGACCCUGAGCGCCCUCCGCAGGCGUCCCAGCUCCGUGGGGAUGUCCGGCAUCACCAGCUCCCUGGACGUAACCAAACCCAUGAUGAGUGACGGUCUUAAACCCAACCUGUGUCGCAUCUGCGGCAAGACGUACGCCCGGCCGUCGACACUGAAAACGCACCUCAGAACACACAGCGGCGAGAAACCAUACAGGUGUAACGAGUGCAACAAAUCCUUCAGCCAAGCGGCCAACCUGACGGCGCACGUAAGGACACACAGCGGCGAGAAGCCCUUCCGGUGUCCCAUCUGCGACCGCCGUUUCUCCCAGUCGUCUUCGGUCACCACGCACAUGCGCACGCACUCCGGCGAACGUCCCUACCGCUGCAGGAUGUGCAAAAAAGCUUUCAGCGACUCAUCCACUCUCACCAAACACCUGAGGAUCCACUCCGGGGAAAAGCCCUACCAGUGUAAAUUGUGUUUAUUGCGGUUUAGUCAAUCCGGGAACUUGAAUCGCCACAUGCGCGUCCACUCACAAACUUCCUGAGUAUUCGGCGACGGUUCGGUCUGUUUAUUUUGAUUUUCAUUAUGAUUACGAUGACGAUUUUAUUUUUAAUCUAUUAUUAUUACUUUAUUUUUUUUUGUUUAUCAUCCCUCUUAUUCCUAAUCGCCCUACGCUCGCCGCCCUCCCCCUCCCCCCCUCUCCCCUCUCCCUCCCUCCCUCCGUCCCUGAUCUCUCGCUCCGUUGCCUCUCCGUUUGUCUCGCGUCGUGUGUGCAUGUUAGCUAAACUGCAUGGCGGGUCCCAAGUUCAGCGCCCGUGUUUCACUCUCUCCCUCUCGCCCACGCCGGGCCACGAAGAUGAGGCGGAUGAAAGAAGACGAAGUGGGGAAAAAAAGAAGGAAGAAACGGGAGGCAAAGAAGAAGGACAAGAAAAUCAAGACAUAAGGAAAUGUGAAUUAGAAGUUACCGACAACAAAGCAGAUGAAGAAAUUGACGAAAUCAAAGAAACGAAAGUCGAAGAAGAAGGAAAAGGAGAACAAGGAGGAGAAUAAGAAGCUAGAGACAACAAAGAACAACAAGAAGACGAAGGAGAACAAGAACACACAAGCAAAGAAGAGCCAUAAAACAAAACAAAACAAAAUAAAAACAAAAAAGAAAGCCAUCGAAUUUGGCGCCGCUGGAACCCAUUGUGAGCAGCAUUUCGUAUUGUUGUUUUCCUUUGCAAAAUCAUUUAUAUUCAUUAUGAUUAUUGUUGCUAUUACUAUUAUUCUUACUUUUAUUAUCAUCAUUGCCAUUA